Silurus meridionalis is the source of this 2272-nucleotide messenger RNA. Its product is annotated as lipid droplet assembly factor 1-A-like. NCBI's taxonomy places the organism in Eukaryota, Metazoa, Chordata, Actinopteri, Siluriformes, Siluridae. The coding region runs from base 624 to 1019 and encodes 131 amino acids. The record is from RefSeq and is a predicted model, not a curated record. The transcript has 6 exons.
CGAGUCGCAGAUUUGUACGAUUUCUACGAUGCCCGUGGUGUGUUUUCAUAUUAGGGAAGAAUCGCACAACACACAGAAUGGCGAAUAUGUUCUUCAGUUUAAUGCAGAUUACAGACAAGUAUAUAUACACACUGAAAAAAGACCUGAGCUAAAACUGUUCUUGAUUGGGUAAGAAGACAUGGUAACCAGAGAAGUGUAAACCCAGACAAAGACAUUCCGUGUACCUCACAUUGUGAAGAUCAUGUAGAUACUGAACAGAAAACAUAGUGUGUUUAGAGAACUAGUAUGAGUUAACACUAACACUAAUACAUGCAUUAAUUAAAGGAUUGGUGAGAAAUGUAUUAGAGUUUUUCUUGGUUAUUUUGUUCUCCAAUUUCAUUGUCUUUUUCUUUCUCUACGUCCAAUCGAUGGACGACUUCAUGGUGGCGGAGGAGGAGGAGGCGUCGUUCUAAAUACGGGUGGCUUGUUUUAGAAAACACGACUAAAUUCUUACUUUUGAAAACCUGGCCAUUUUAUUUAAACCUUUUUUUAAAGUUAAAGAAAUUGGGUUUUUCAUAUGAGCAGAAGGAGCUCAGGAAAUGAAGUGCUGCUGCUGAAGGCGUUCCAUUAAAAUGUGAGGUUUAAUGGAGGACUUCAAAUGGGAAUCCAAGAUCGCUGUCUUCUUGAACAGCAAUGCGGGAAAGUAUCUGAGUGACCACCCCUUCAUCACACUGGUGCUGCUGGUCUUUGCGGUAACAGCCUCAGUACCUGUUGGGCUUUUCCUUGCGUUUGCUGUUGUUACACUCAUCACUAUUACGGCGUAUAGCAUCUUUGUUGAAAUAUUCCUGCUGACUAUUGGAGGAGUCAUCUUGCUUUGCGUUCUCUGCUGUCUUGCGCUAGUGGCCUUCUGGAUCUCUUGUGUGCUAAGCAUCCUGUAUAUUAUUGGCUCACAUAUCCAGAAUUACUCUUUAAUUCCCAGAGUACCUGAAAAGACAGUUUCCGCAGGAGACAUGGAGACAAAAAAAGACCUAAAUGACUGAGUGGUAAUACAGUCAAUGCAUUAAGGUUGCACACCCUAUCUUCUCUAUUUAUUACAUCUUAUAUUUCAGUCAGUGUGCGAUGGCAUUCAAAAAACAAAAAUAUUUGUUACCUUUAAAUCUUUUACAUUUUUACUUUUUUAUGAGUAGAUUUGAUAUUUUAUUGCCAGAAACAGCAUACCCUAUUGUGUUAUACCCUUACAUAUACUGACCAGCCAUAACAUGCUUAAUAGUGUGCCUUAAGCCUCAUCAAGACAGUGACUCCAAGACCUAAAGGUGUGUUGUGGUAUCUGGCACCAGGAUGUUAGAAGGUCUUUUACAUUCUUUAACUUGCAAGGUGGGGUCUCCGUGGACCAGACUUGUUUGUCCAGCGCGUUCCACAGAUGCCUGAUCGCCCAAUCACCUAAUGUUAAAAAAUUCUUCAUUCAUCAGAUCAGACCACCUUUUUCCAAUAAGUCUAUUGUCUAGUUCUGAUGCUCGCACAUAUUUUAGCUACCCAGGGCUGUACACUAUACACAGCACUAUACAAGUGUUGUGAUUUCUAUUGUAGCCAUCUGUAACCUUUUAAUCAAUUUGAGUUUCAGUCGAUGUGCGUUUGAAUCAGCCAAACUAGCCAUCACUACACACAAGCAUGAUUGAUUUUAUUUUCCACAAGUGCUAAUUUCGGGGAUACUCUGGCAUCAUCUUUCCAUCACAAUUUGUCAAUCACUUGUAUGCUUGCCCGUCUGCCCACAUCCACUUCAACAACCCGGGGAGGACCCCUUUUAACAAGAUAAUCGCUGUAAUUUACUUCACCGGCCAGUGGUUUUGAUGUUAUGGCUGAUCAGUGUAUAUGAUACAUAAAAUAAUAUUGACCUGUCAACCCAUUCCUGGACAAUUUUUGUAAUGUUGCAGAGUACAUAUCCUUUUAAAAGAAAUGUAAGAUUGCUGUUAUUCCAGGUAAUCAGUGAGGUCUGUGAGAUUAAUGCUUAUAUUUGUAUAGGUCAACAUUUACACGUGGGUAUCUGAUGCCUACUUUUUUUUUUUACUUUUUCUUUUUUUCCAGCAAUAUUUACUUCCUGCUUUUACUGUAGUUUAUUAUAAAGGAUUUUUGCUUAUGUUCUUGAAUGCACUGUAUGUGUAACUGUUGCACACAUCUACACUUGAAUUUGCUAAAAAUUCUUCACAUCCUACAUCUAUGUUGUAAGACACAAUUUAGUUAUUAAAAGAACGAGCUAAAAGCCUUUUCAUUAUAAAUAAACCAUGUUAAAUUGAAA